This is a messenger RNA of Cylindrotheca closterium, 948 nucleotides long. NCBI's taxonomy places the organism in Eukaryota, Bacillariophyta, Bacillariophyceae, Bacillariales, Bacillariaceae. The record is from the annotation of a GenBank genome assembly.
AUGUGCAAACCAAUUUCAGAACCAGUCCAAGUCCUAUCAUCCUAUGAUGAAAGGCCUUUGGUCGACGAUCUACUUGACAAACAUGCCAAAGCAAUCGCCUCUGUUCGCGAGAACAUUCUUGCCGACGACGAAAGCAAGGCAAUCUAUGAAAAGGGCGACAAUACCAAGCGCUACGACGACAUUUGGAUCCUUCGAUAUGUCUUGAGUCACAAGGGUCAUGUCAAGUCGGCUUCCAAGGCUGCCAUGAAGACCAUAAAGUUUCGCGAAGAAUCCAAGCUGAACGAAGCUGGCGAUCUUCGCCAUCGCAUCAAGCAACAUGGGGUGAAAGACAGCGAAAUGAUGGCCAGCAUCGAGCCAUUACCAGGAUAUCAAUUAUACAACAAAUAUUGCGAGGAAAAUGCAAUAUGCACGACGCUGCCCGAUGAAAACCGGGGAAUUGUAGUUUACUAUGACAUGGGAAAGAUGGAUCAACAUGGUCUGGCCGAAGGCAUGGAUGCCGAACAAAUGAAGGAAAUGGUACUUUAUUCCAAUGAAGCCAUGUUUCAAGUGGUCGACGAAAUUACACGUACGACGGGUCGUUUGACCAAGGUCAUGAAGAUUGUGGACAUGUCGAGUACUGGCUUUCGCAAGAUGAACCGGGCUUUUCUCCAGCGCGAUGGCGCUAGUUCCAAAGCCUCAGAAGAUUACUAUCCGCAAUUGCUAGCUUGUAUCAUGGUAAUGAAUGGUCCCACCUGGCUCAGCACCUUUUGGUCGCUCCUUCGUCCUGUCAUCCCAAAGCGUGUGGCAGAGAAGGUAGACUUUUUGCCUUCCGUGGCCAAAAUGAAGGGCAACAAAACGACCUUGAAGUCCAUUUUGAAAUAUGUCUCUGAAGAGAACCUGCCAGAGAAAUAUGCUGGACUAAACAAGCAGUGGCCAUUGCCUUGUGUGUCGGAGCGCUAUGUCAUGUAG